AUGCUUACAUAUAGUUCAAACCAAGAUUUUUUAUUGUUUGAUUUAAAACCCAACAAUAGUUUAAAUAUUUAUAAUUCAAGCAUACUUGGUAAAGGCUUCAUAACCUAUCAAAGAUUGAUUCAGGCAAAUAAUUCCAGAGUUGAAGCUAGAGAGUUUUUAAUCGGUGAUAUUGUAUUUUCUCAAGAUAUUAUAAAUGCAAAAGAGUGCAGUAGUAUACAUUUGGUCAAUACAACAAUUGAUGGAGUUUCUGUAAAUAAAUAUUUCGUUUUGUCAAAUUCGCAACUUUAUUUAAAUGGUCUAAGUUUAAUUCAAUUUCCAGGUGUCAAUAUAUAUUCAAAUUUUGAACUUAUACAAAUAGCUUCAUCUUCAAAUGUAACGAUUAGUAAUUUAAUAUAUGGUUUCCCAGGUUUCCCAAUUUACAUGGUAUACAGUAGCAAUAUAGUACAAUCUUUUAUUAGUAUAGAAAGCUCACUGUUUAAUUACCAUAAAGGUUUCAUUUUUUCAAAUGCUCAAAUAAACUUUAAAAAUACAAAUAUAAUAAAUCAUCAAAAUUUAGAUAGUCUUUUUAAAAUCAUCUCCUCAAACUUCAAGUGCGACCAAUGUCAAAUUAUGGGUGGUAGUCUUCUAGGGACCACCUCUUUUUUAUUUUAUUUAGAUUUGAAUUCAAAUUUAACCCUGGUAGAAAGUUUUAUUACCGAUUCAUCAAAUAUCCUCACAACAACUGUAUCAAAUAAUAUUAUAUUUCAAAAUUGUUCCAUCCAAAAUUUAUUUUCACAAAACAAUAAAAUAAUAGACUUAAAUGGAGCUUCAAGUUUUAUGGCUUAUAAUACAACAUUCGACUCUAUUACAAGCAAUGGAAAUAGCUUUUUUUAUGCUUGCGAUAAUUCUAAAGUUUAUUUAGACAAUUGCAGAUUAUCUUUUUUAAGUGGCUCAGGUAGUGCCCCAUUUAUUUAUAUCGAAUCAAGUUGGUUAAAUAUUUCAAAUAGUCUUAUUCAAUCAUCAUCAUUUCAAAAUACUAUGAUAUCAAUUACUUCUUCAACCAUGGAGGCCUCCUCGCUAACUAUUUUAAAUAGUAACAGUAAUGAAGGUGUGGUUAUUGUAGCUCGAGGACCAUCCAACCUAUAUUUAGCUAAUAGCUCUGUUAGUUUUACUUCAUUCGAAACAUUUUUAAUAGCAGACAACUGUAAUAUUUAUUUAGAAGAGUUUAUUUUUUCAAAAAAUUUUGGCAAAUUUAUUCAGGUUUUCAAUAAUAGUCAAUUUGUUUGUAAUGGUUUGCAAUUAGAGACAAAUUCAAUGAUAUCAAAUGGCCAUAUCUUUUACUUUGGAGAGUCAAGUGCUACAAUUUUAUUUUUUUCAACUUCAUUAGAGAUUAUUCCAGAUACUAUUAUGGUUUCAAAUAACUCAAAUAUUCAAUUUGAAGAGUUUGGUCUAUUAUUAAAUACCUUUGUUGAAAGUGUUCAAAAGCCAUCAAUUUUUGAAUUUAACAACUCCACUAUAAUAUUCAAAAACUCAUUCUUGAGAGGCAAUGGUAUAGAAGCCAAUAGUAAUGUAUUCAAUAUUAAUGGAGGUUCAAUUUUAUUUGAUGGAUGCAGUUUCUUCAAUAACAAUAACUUUUUAAAUGGUAGUUUUUUAAAAGGUUUCAAUAAAUCCAUCAUAGCUCUUCAAAAUACUGUCUUUGAAUAUAAUGAAUUUGUAACAGGAACUAUCCAACUGUAUGAUUAUUCUCUAAUAUCAAUAAGGAAUAGUAAUUUUUCAAAUAAUUCAAAUAAAGCCAAGGGUGGAAUAGUUUACUUUGCUGAAACAUCAAAUUUACAAGAUUUAGAAUCAAAUUUAUUUAUUUCAAAUAAAGCAAAUUAUGGGGCUGUUUUUUUUUCAGAUGUUUUAAUUAACUAUUGGAUAGUAUAUUUUGAUAAUAGUUCUUAUAUUAAUAAUAAAGCAAUUUAUGGUAAUAAAAUGGCAAGUGUUCCUUCAAAAAUUUCAAUCUAUUAUUUUAACACAGAGUUUUCUACUACAAAAGUAAGAAUUGAAUUGCAAGAUGAUUAUAAUAAUGCAGUUACAGAUUUUAAUUAUUUUGCAAAUGUAGAAAUAUCACAAGUUUUAUCAAAUAAUAGCAAGGUUAUAGUUUUUUUAGAUUCAAUAGUUAUUAAAAAUGGAUAUGGUUCUUUCAAUUAUGAUUUUUAUGCACCCGAUUAUGUUUCUUAUUUUUCUUAUGAUGUAUUUGUACAAAAUAUAAAUGUAUCAAGUUUAUCAAAUACAAGAAAUAAAACAAAGUGUCUAUCCUAUCAAAGGCAUAAUAAAGAAACUGGCUUUUGUUCAUUUUGCCCACCAGACCAAGUUUCAGUAAGAGGUGUAUGUUCUCGAUGUCCCUCAACACUAAGAUGCUUUAAUUCUUUGUCAACUAUUGAAGGGUAUUAUUUGGUAUCAAAUCAAGAUCCAAAUAGUUUUGAAUAUAAUGUAUAUCAAUGUCCAGUCGAUAUGUGUUCAGGGGGUAACCAAUGCUUUCUAAAUUUAAAUAGUGGCGAUUUAUGUUCUGCUUGUCUUGAAGAUUUUUUUAAUUUAUAUCCAGAAAGUGUCUCAAAAAAUGGGUUGCACUGUUGUAGUUAUUAUGAACCAAGGUUAAUUUCAAUUUAUUUGUUCUACUUGGUUAUACUGGGUCUUAUUUUCUCUCUAUUCAAAUAUUCAAUUCGUAAUAGUUUGGUUGGGUUAUAUUCAAUUAUAUUUUUCUCAAAUAAAGGUCUUUAUUUAAUACCUUUGUUUAGAAUGUCGAUUAACUUUAUCGAUAACUAUUGCACAAUUAAAGCCAACUAUUUUGAAAAAUCGAUAGUAUCAUUGGUAUCAAUUUUAAUUGUUUAUUUAGUAGGCAUCUCAAAUAUAUCAUCAAAGGCUUUAUUCUAUCUUUUAAAAUCAAAACCAUCCAUCUAUAAAAUGGUGCCAGUAUCGGUCAAAUACAACUUAUAUCUCCACAAGAAAUAUGAAAAAAAUUAUCUCAAACCAAACAGCUUAUAUUGGAAUUUAUUUUUAAUGUUUUCUCAUUUUCCAUAG
Messenger RNA from Dictyostelium purpureum, 3042 nucleotides. RefSeq lists its product as uncharacterized. The transcript is spliced from 4 exons. Bases 1 to 3042 code for a protein of 1013 amino acids. Lineage: Eukaryota; Evosea; Eumycetozoa; Dictyosteliales; Dictyosteliaceae. The record is from RefSeq and is a predicted model, not a curated record.